Adineta ricciae is the source of this 249-nucleotide messenger RNA. The record is from the annotation of a GenBank genome assembly. Lineage: Eukaryota; Metazoa; Rotifera; Eurotatoria; Adinetida; Adinetidae.
AUGGCUAAACGUUGUCCAAAUUGCAAUGCUAUUGAUUCAUUAGCAACAAUUUUUAGCAAAGCAUGUGAUGGAAAUUUUGUUACUUAUGCCAACGGUGAAGAAUCUAGUGGUUAUCUGCCAAGUGUUUCCGGUCUUUGUGAUUCAGAUGGACUCUGCAUUGAAAUAUGCAUCGCAUGUGGUCAACUCAAAGGACUUGAUCAUGUUGCUUUAAAAAAAAAGUUUAGUAAUAAUCGUGAUGACGACGAAUAA